Messenger RNA from Chlorella variabilis, 954 nucleotides. RefSeq lists its product as hypothetical. Gene Ontology annotation, biological process: transcription elongation by RNA polymerase II; post-transcriptional tethering of RNA polymerase II gene DNA at nuclear periphery; poly(A)+ mRNA export from nucleus. The annotation marks the transcript as partial. The record is from RefSeq and is a predicted model, not a curated record. Gene Ontology annotation, cellular component: transcription export complex 2. Gene Ontology annotation, molecular function: double-stranded DNA binding; RNA binding. Lineage: Eukaryota; Viridiplantae; Chlorophyta; Trebouxiophyceae; Chlorellales; Chlorellaceae. The transcript has 6 exons.
GCGCUGUUGCAGGUGUUCCGGGAGGAUCCUGGGGCAUGGGUGGUGGCACCCAUGCACAGCGUGGUGCACAACCUGAGCAGCGUGGCGCAGGCGGCAGACCAGGAGCUGAGGCAGGCGGGGCAGCGGCCAGACAAGCUGGGCGACUGCGGCGAUCAGCUGCGCAAAUGCUUCUCUGUCAGCUUGCAAGCACCAGGCAAGCAUGACAUAGAGAAGAAGCUUGCGGCGCUGGACAUUGUCAACGUGAGCAUCAAGAUUUACUUCCGCCUCAACACGCUGCGGCUGUGCAAGAAUCUGAUGCGCACCGUGGACUCCCGGCAGUUCGCAGCUUUUGAUGCCUUCCCCAUGUCGCAGCGAGUGACGUACAAGUUCUACGUCGGGCGGCUGGCAGUUUUUGAUGAGAAGUAUGUGCAGGCACAGGACAGCCUGGAGUAUGCGCUACAUCACUGCCACAAGGAUGCACACCGCAACAAGGCGCUGAUUCUCAAAUAUCUAGUGCCGGUCCAGCUGCUAUUGGGGCGGCUGCCAUCGCCGGCGCUGGUUGCUGCGCACGGCCUGCAGCAGUAUGAGCCCAUCAUUAUCGCCAUGCGGAACGGCGACAUCAAGCUAUUCAACGACAUCAUGGAUGCACAACAGUUCCGCUUCAUUCAGGAGGGCACUUACCUGCUGCUCGAGAAGCUGCGAUACGCUGCUUAUCGGCGGCUCCUGCGCAAAGUGUGCGGCGUGCACGCCGAGAUGGAGCCCCACAAGCGCACGCAGAUACCACUGCCUCAAUUUCAGGCAGCACUGGCAUUCCAGGGAGUGGAGCUGGACAUGGACGAGGUGGAGUGCGUGGCUGCCAACCUGAUCUUCCGCAAGUACAUCAGGGGUUAUUUAAGUCAUGCACAUAAAGUCCUCGUCGUUGCAAAGAAUGAACCUUUCCCGCCGUUGCGCAGUGCUGCGCUGGCGGACUUGUGA